This is a messenger RNA of Chenopodium quinoa (quinoa), 966 nucleotides long. RefSeq lists its product as uncharacterized. Gene Ontology annotation, molecular function: DNA binding; transposase activity. Gene Ontology annotation, biological process: DNA transposition. NCBI's taxonomy places the organism in Eukaryota, Viridiplantae, Streptophyta, Magnoliopsida, Caryophyllales, Amaranthaceae. Bases 1 to 966 code for a protein of 321 amino acids. The transcript is spliced from 3 exons. The record is from RefSeq and is a predicted model, not a curated record.
AUGGCAUUGCAAAUGAUUCAUGGGAAUGCAGCAGAGGAGUACAAGAGAGUAUGGGAUUAUGUUGAAGCAAUCAGGAGGUACAAUCCAGGUAGCACUGCAGUUGUGAAGCUACAAAACAUAGACAACCCUCCACCAAUUUUCCAGAGGAUGUACAUUUGCUUGCAACCAUGUAAAGAGGGAUUCAUGGCUAGUUGCAGGCCCAUUUUAGGUGUGGAUGACUGUCAUCUAAAUGGACCUUGGCCUGGGAUUUUGCUUACUGCUAUUGCUAAACAUGGUAACAACAAUAUUUUCCCAGUUGCUUCGGCUGUUGUAGAAACAGAGAGCUCAGAAACCUGGACUUGGUUUCUUGAGUUGCUGGUCAAUGACAUACGCUCUGUUGCUGCAUCAGUGACUUGGGUGCAUGAGCAUGAAGAUCCAGUUACCUUCAUGAGUGACAGACAAAAGGGCCUGCUUGAUGCUUUCAACACAGUUAUCCCAAGUGCAAAAACAAGGUUUUGUUGCAGACAUAUUUGGGCAAACUUUAAGCUCGAAUUCCCAGGCCAGAUAUACAAAGAGAGCUUCCGGAAGGUUGCAAGGAGUUCUACUAAGCAUCAAUUUGACAAACCUAUGCAAGAGAUUAGGAAGUUGAGUGGGGAUGCUUUUCAAUAUCUUUCUGAGAUACCAGUUUGUCACUGGUCUAGACAUGGCUUUAGUCAUAGGGCAAAGUUAGGGAUGCUGCUAAACAACUGCUGUGAAAGUUUCAACAAUGUCCUUCGGGAAGCUAGGACAAAGCCAAUCUUGUCUUUAAUGGAGUGGAUCAGAAGAUAUGUCAUGAAGAGAAGUUGUGCUAAGAGAGAAGGCUUGAAAGAUUUUGAAGGUUUAAUCAUGCCAUCAGUUGUGAAGGUGAUUGAGAGAGGGCAGAAACAGAUUUGGAACAUGAGAAUAAUUCAAGCAGAUUUGCAUGAAUUUGAGGUGGAUGAUGAAUAA